Molecule: messenger RNA, 694 nt
Organism: Exaiptasia diaphana
Lineage: Eukaryota; Metazoa; Cnidaria; Anthozoa; Actiniaria; Aiptasiidae
Exons: 2
Source: RefSeq, a predicted model, not a curated record
AUUGGAUCUGUAUUCAAAUCGUUCGUAUCCUCAACUUUUGCACUUUGUUGGUUAGAGUGUGAACAAGACGAACGAUGUAGGAGUUUGAACUAUCACAUGACAACAGCARCAUGUGAGCUGAACGAGAAAACAAAGAACUCUCAACCAGAGAACUACAAGAGCAAGAGUAACAGCAUCUACUGCCCUUGGACACUCUCUGACAGGCCAUUUUGGGAAAAAGUCAACGCUAAUCCUGUUUGUUUUGGGGCAAGAGACGACACAUUUGGCAGUUUUCUGAUCAACGUAACGCGCGGAUUGAUCAACGAGGUAAAACUGGUCCAUUUGUCUGGAGGUGUAACUUGCAAGAAAGGACAAUUGAGCAAUUGGGGAUGUGGCGACGGGCUAGCUACUGUAUUCACAGACAAAAGCAACAACAGGCUCGCUCCUAAGGGUCGCUGGAUCGUGGAUUGRAGUAAGUUGGUGUUCAAAAUUCCAAGUUAUGAUCCCUUUAUUUCAGCAAAGCUUAAGAUGAAGUUGAGAACAUCUAUCAACAUAACCGCUGGUCAAGAGUAUCGCUUGUGGUACGGCGAAGAUUUCAAAAAUGUUUCGGAAGGUGAUAACAGUGGUACUGCCUGUGUGGACGUCCACAUGUACGGACUGUAUUAAAAGCCCAUUGUGGUACUGCACGUACGGCUUUUCCUAACUUAUUUAAACA